UUGUUUUCUGUUUAGUAUUAUUUCACGGCACAUCGGGUUUCCUGCGCCGCUCUUUCAAAAUUAUUCUCGGUUCUCCCGCGCCUUAUUAACGGUCUCGCGAGAGCAACGAAUUUUAUUCUUUAACAAUAGUUUUUAAUUAAUAUUAUUCGGUCAAAACUAUAAAAGACGGAUUUGUGGCUAUAGUGGUUAUUGUGUUGGUUAUUUUUAUAUUGUGCUAUUUUAGGAUUAUAUUUUAAGGUUGUCUUUUAAGAUUUACAAUGUUCCUUUUAACCAGGCAUAAACCACGGGUCCGGUUCAAUUCUAUUCAGAAAUGGUUUUCUUCACCCCAGAGAACCAACCUCCUACAAUAAAAAGACUUUAAAAUAAUGUUAAGAUCUUUAGAAGAAUACGUACUAGAAAUGGAAAACCGAAGUGCCAUAAACGAGCAAAACGCUCAACAUCUCAGCGAGGACAUUUGGACUCAGCUACAGCAAAAGGACAACGAUCUACAACUAGCCGCCGAGCUGGGUAAGGCUUUGCUAGAGGAGAACGAGAAACUGAAGAAACAACACGAGGCCGUCGUGGAGGAUUAUUCGAAGAAAUUAGAGACCGUGGAACAAGACCGUCACCUUCUAAGAAAAAAACUGACUAGCAAAGAAUCGGAGCUGGAUGCUAGAAUACUGGAACUGGAAAAUGAUUUAUCUGAAGUUAAAGAAAAGUUGGCGCAGAAGGAAGUUUUGCUGAAACAAUGGGAAAGGGAUAAAAGUCAGUUGGUGGAAGACUUAACAUCACAGAACUCAAGACUAACGAACCAGUUAAAAGAAGCCCAGUCAGUAGAAUCACAGCUUCGACAACAAUUAGAUAGUUAUAAGGAGCAGAUCUCAUUAGGAAAAUCUAGUUUACAGCAACAUCUGAGUAGUGUGGAUGGUCUCAAAGACGAACUGGAAUUAAUAGCAGAUAAAAAUAAAGAAUUAGAGCGAAGACUUAGAAAUGCAGCUGAAGAACGUGAUAAUUUUGCUUCAGCACUGGAGGAAGCGUCUGAUAGGAUUCUGAUGUUAGAAAGGCAUGCUAGGGAGCAAGAUAUGAGAUACCAGCAAAGCUUAAAGGAAUACACGCUACCUCAAGAAAAAUUAAGUAUCGAGGAGCGUCUAAAUGGUGACCACCGAUCGCUUCUCGCAGAAAUGGACAUUUCCGAACCGACCUUAAGUCAGGAAUGCAUGUCGGUCUACAGACAACUCAGAUCACUGGUGCAACAAAUGAAGAGCCACCAAGAUGACGAUAGUGGAUUACAUUCGGAUUGUUCUACUGUUUCUUUAGAUGAUAGUAGCAGGUUUACCCCAGGACUUUUAAGUGAGAUUGCUCAAGAACUCGUCGGAUUAGUACUGGACACGGACGUAGUAAGACUGCUAGAAAGACUGGAGCAGGCGCGUAGAGAAAUCCAGGAGCGCGACGAAGAACUACAAAAACGCAUGGAUAGAAUCAACGAGCUCAGUAGUAAAGCCUCGGUAUGUGAGGUGGAAUUGCAGGCGGCAUUGGAAGAGAGAGAUCGAGCGAGACAUGAUGCGGAUGAUACUUCGCUCGCCCAUGACGAAGUUGUCGCAAAGGCGAGGGAGGAUCGGGAUUCAGCGGUGCAAAGAAGAACGAAAGCAGAAGUAGAGUUGGCAAAGACGAGGGUAGAGCUGAUGCAGGCCAAUAGUCAACUCUUGGAGGUGAUCCAGCAGAAAGUGGAGAUGAGUCAACAGUUGGAACAGUGGCAGAUGGACAUGCAAGAGCUCUUAGACGAACAACUAAGAAACAAACUGACAAGCCACGAGAUCAAAAUGCGAAACCUCGAACAGCAACAAACCCCGGUGCCUCCGCCAAGACGAAGACUUUUGAAUUUCUUUUUGCAACGAUAGCACGUUACUUUUAAAUUUUAAUUUAAAAGCCAAAAUAUUUAAAAAUUGCCUAAUUUCUGGUUACCAACAAAAUUUUACUACUUGUUUAAGGUAAAAUACUAUUAAAAUCUACUUAUUUUGUACUUUUGUACAGUACUUUAAAAGCUUUUUUUAAUACUACUAAUUGCUACCUUUUAUGGCGUAAGGUAGUUUUUGCGGCGUACUUAAUAUAAAUUCUAUAUGUUUUACCGUAGGUGUAAUUACAUUUAACAAAAACUGUGAUUCUAAGAUGUUUUUACAAGUAUUAACACAAUGUGUUGUUAGGUUGUACUUAUUAUCUAAUUUAGUUAAUUUAUUUUAGGUUUGUGUUAGCUUCACAAUAUUACCAAUAUUCCGUAGAAUAGUUUUUGUGAUUUUAUUAUGUUUAUUUGUAAAAUUACACCAAUGAUGUAAAUAGGAGAAAGAAACAAGUCGUGUACCAUUACUUCUCUUUUAUUUAUAAACGAUUUUUAUAUUUUAAAGUUUUGAGUGCAAUUUUAGUAAUUAUAUAUUUUUUUAUACGGCGUCCAGUAUCCGUCCAAAAAUACAACAAGAAAUAAUGAAAACAAUUAAAAAGGCCUUAAACUGUUUAAUGUAUUAAUGUAAUAUUUUAGGUAAAUAAAUAAGAAUAAAAGAUUAUUUUAAA
Molecule: messenger RNA, 2541 nt
Organism: Anthonomus grandis grandis
Lineage: Eukaryota; Metazoa; Arthropoda; Insecta; Coleoptera; Curculionidae
Product: bicaudal D-related protein homolog
Exons: 9
Coding region: 366-1877 (503 amino acids)
Source: RefSeq, a predicted model, not a curated record